AUGGGCCGACACGAAAGCGAAAAUGGAUCGCGCAGUUCGGCGACGCAGGAUGCCAACACCUCAAGACGUCGUAAGUCAAUGCCUGGCCGAUCUUUGAGCUUGCGCUCUGCCAGUGUACCACGACACCGGCCGCCCAACCACCAGCCGCCGUCGAUGCCGCCAGCCUCUCCGGAGCUCAUUUCGUCUUUAAUAUCGUCGCUGUCCACCAUCUCGACGCCUGCUCAGACUCAUUUCGACAAUCUCCCGCAUAUAGGCUCCUCCAAAGUAGGCUCUCGGACGGUUCCUUCAUCGCCCAGCCUUUUGCAGACCGAGUUCACCCAACUCAUCGGCCAGCAGAACACGCCGGAUAAUGGGUUCGGCAUGGACUACGGAGCGUACAACCCCCCAGCUGGAGACAGCCCGUUCCUACACCCUGACGAUGCUGCCAUCCCGCCUGUAGUUCGGAUGGCCCCAGCUCCGGCGCCCGCAUCGCCUCGUUCGCCUCGUUCUCCGCGCUCUCCCCGCUCUCCAAAAAUGAAAUCUAGCUUUGGGCGGGAUGCUUCUCCUCUACGGCCAACUUCCAGGGGCUCCUGUACUUCUUCGCGCGCCGCUCUUGAAGACCAACCUCUGUCUGGCUUUGGGAUCAUUUCGACCGGGCCUGCCUCUCGGACUUCGCGCGCCACCAGUAUAGCUUCCUCAAGUUCCGGUGGGAGGAGAAGUUUAAGAAAUGGAUUGGGCUUGCUCAGACGGUCGUCGCGGGAAUCAACCCGAGAAAAGGAAAUUGACCGCGGCGUGAGAUCUCCGAGCUACGAGGAUGGCUUCAUGCCUAGGUCCGCUCGCAGCAGGACUAGCUUGAAGUCGAAACACUCCAUGGCAGAUCUAGUCGAGGAAGGCAAUUCCAAGGCUCCAAUCGGUCUUGGCUCCAGGAAUGACACCAGCUUGCCGGGAUCACCACGAUCUCCGAUGCUAGCUACAUCCUUAUCUAGUCCCGGUGGCAUUGGAAGCGGACGGAUGAUCCCCACGCGCGAAUCAUCUCUUCGGCAUAGCUUCAACAACAGCCAUCAUCGUGCGGGACGAUCUAGUGAGAGCUCUCAAGCAAAUGGCAAAGAAUCUAAGCAGACUCCCAACAUGACCAAAGCCGAUGUAAAGGAUGCAACCGAGCAGACCACAAGGCGGAUCCAACAGGUCAAGGAGCAACAGCAAAGAAUUAAGUCUGAAAUGAAGGAAGCACAGGAAUCGCCGCGACCCUCUAACGCCUCUAAUAACCGGCCUACAAUACCUCGGUCUACUACUGAGCCGAUACCAAAUCAAUGGACCAGAGAAAGACCUGCUCCCAUUCCGAAAAACACGAAUCGGACCGAAGAAGAUCCAUUCGAGGAAAGUGCUCCGUCCCCAGCGAUUCAGACUCGGAGGACACGAGACAGAAAAUCGAAUUCGCAAGACAAGCUCGACGGCCCAACCAGCCCUACCCCGAAAUCUCAUAAACGCCAAUCGUCCGGAGCAUUCCCCCGUCCAUCGAUUACGGAGGAACGACCUUCUAGUGCCGACUCGAUUGAUCUCGCUAUCGACUCUUAUGUUGCUUCGCCACGGUUAACCCAAAAAGUUCCCCAUCCACAAUCGGGGCGCUUGAUCGCAUUCUCUGAGGUUGGAGAUCCUAAAGGGCACGUGGUAUUCUGCUGUUUGGGCAUGGGGCUUACCAGAUAUCUGAUGGCAUUUUACGAUGAAUUAGCCCGCACGCUCAAAUUGCGAUUGGUGACUCUGGACCGGCCCGGCGUGGGAGAGAGCGAUCCUUCCAUGGAAGGAGAGGGGACUCCUUUAAGUUGGCCUGACGAUGUUGCCAUAGUUUGCAAUCACCUCAAGAUCACUAAGUUCUCGAUUCUAGCUCACUCUGCUGGUGCCAUCUAUGCGUUGGCAACUGCUCUACGAAUUCCGCAACAUGUCCGGGGCCGGAUUCAUCUCUUGGCUCCUUGGAUACCUCCAUCGCAGAUGACCAACCUGGGAACACACAAGGAGCCACUUCCCAACAAUGCGGUUCCAUAUUCACAGAGGAUUCUGCGAGCACUGCCAACUCCUAUCCUCAAAGUUGCCAAUUCGAGUUUCAUGAGUGCUACAAGCAGCAGCAUAACAACUAGCCUGCCCAAGUCGCCUCGACGCAGCAAACGGAAAAGCAUCGGCAAAGAAACGCCGGCGCCGAAUGCGUCUGAGCUCACAUCAUCAGAACAGGCCAGCGCUGUAAAGAAAGAUGUUGCUCAGGCAAGAGAACGCCAUUCAACCAACGACAUCCGCCGCUCCGCGACUACACAGUCCCCUUCACUGAGAAAUGCCGAGGACUUCGCGCUGACGGCCGAGCAACAAAAAGAACGGCAAAGCGAGUACGACACGCGACUGACCUAUCGAAUCUGGGAGUUGGCCACGACCAACGCCAACCCGGCGGUUGAUCUACUAGUCUGUUUGGAGCGUCGGCAGACGAUUGGAUUCCGGUACGUGGACAUCAACCGCGAGGUGGUGAUCCACCACGGCAACAAGGACACGCGCGUCCCCGUCGAUAAUGUGCGGUGGCUCGGCAAGACUAUGCGCCGCUGUGAAGUGCGCGUGCUCGAAGACGAGGGCCACGGGUUGAUGGCGUCGGCGAUUGUCAUGAGCAACGUGCUGAGCGAAAUGGCCAAGGAGUGGGAGGACUGGACCACGGUCGUUCAGGGGAAGCGAAAUCGCCGCACGACUAUUACGCAUCACUCGUCUCGAUCCGGGAUACUAGCUACAUAG
This is a messenger RNA of Talaromyces rugulosus, 2742 nucleotides long. RefSeq lists its product as uncharacterized. The transcript is spliced from 2 exons. The record is from RefSeq and is a predicted model, not a curated record. Bases 1 to 2742 code for a protein of 913 amino acids. Lineage: Eukaryota; Fungi; Ascomycota; Eurotiomycetes; Eurotiales; Trichocomaceae.